Molecule: messenger RNA, 4285 nt
Organism: Rattus rattus (black rat)
Lineage: Eukaryota; Metazoa; Chordata; Mammalia; Rodentia; Muridae
Gene: Deptor
Product: DEP domain containing MTOR interacting protein
Exons: 9
Coding region: 147-1376 (409 amino acids)
Biological process (GO): intracellular signal transduction; negative regulation of TOR signaling
Molecular function (GO): protein binding
Source: RefSeq, a predicted model, not a curated record
CCUCACCAGCCAAUCGCGUCUGAGCCACGGGACCGCCCGGAACAAAGAUGGCCGGAGCGGCCUCGGUGAGGGCACACUGAUCCAAACGCCAGGCGCACCCGCCGCCAGGACAGCAAAGGCAGAGUGGCAACCGCGCGGUCGGGAGCAUGGAGGAGGGCAGCAGCGGCGGCAGUGGUGGCAGCGACAGCAACGCCGGCGGGAGUGGCGGGGCCCAGCAGAGAGAACUGGAACGCAUGGCUGAAGUCCUAGUUACGGGAGAGCAGCUCCGGCUGCGGCUCCAUGAAGAAAAGGUUAUUAAAGAUAGACGGCACCAUCUCAAAACCUACCCAAACUGCUUUGUUGCAAAAGAACUCAUCGACUGGCUCAUUGAGCACAAGGAGGCCUCUGACCGAGAGACGGCGAUAAAACUCAUGCAGAAAUUAGCUGACCGGGGCAUCAUUCAUCACGUGUGUGAUGAGCACAAGGAGUUCAAGGACGUAAAGCUCUUCUACCGCUUUAGGAAGGACGAUGGGACCUUCCCACUGGACAACGAGGUGAAGGCCUUCAUGAGAGGGCAGAGGCUGUAUGAAAAACUGAUGAGUCCUGAAACUACACUCCUCCAGCCUAGGGAAGAGGAGGGGGUGAAGUAUGAGCGAACCUUCAUGGCAUCCGAAUUCCUGGACUGGCUGGUUCAGGAAGGAGAAGCCACAACAAGGAAAGAGGCAGAGCAGCUUUGCCACCGGCUCAUGGAGCACGGCAUCAUACAGCAUGUGUCUAACAAGCACCCAUUUGUGGACAGCAACCUCCUCUACCAGUUCAGAAUGAACUUCCGUCGGAGGCGAAGACUGAUGGAGCUGCUCAAUGAGAAGUCCCCGUCCUCUCAGGAGACACAUGACAGUCCCUUCUGUCUGAGGAAGCAGAGCCACGACAAUCGGAAAUCUACCAGCUUUAUGUCAGUCAGUCCCAGCAAGGAGAUCAAGAUUGUGUCUGCCGUGCGGAGGAGCAGCAUGAGCAGCUGUGGCAGCAGUGGCUACUUCAGCAGCAGCCCGACGCUCAGCAGCAGCCCCCCUGUGCUCUGCAACCCCAAAUCUGUGCUGAAGAGACCUGUCACUUCUGAAGAACUCUUGACCCCUGGGGCUCCAUAUGCAAGGAAGACAUUCACGAUUGUUGGUGACGCAGUUGGCUGGGGCUUUGUGGUUCGAGGAAGUAAACCAUGCCACAUCCAGGCUGUGGACCCCAGUGGACCUGCAGCUGCUGCAGGGAUGAAGGUCUGUCAGUUUGUCGUCUCGGUGAACGGCCUCAACGUGCUGAAUGUAGACUACCGCACCGUGAGCAACCUGAUUCUGACAGGCCCGAGGACGAUUGUCAUGGAAGUCAUGGAGGAGUUAGAAUGCUGAGCAAGAGGACACCCCCGCUUGUACCCUGUCCCAGAACAACACAACAGUGGCGGGGCAAGACUGUCAGGCAAAUGGACAAUUGGGAUAUUACAGAUCUUUUUCUCUGACUGUACACACCUUGACUUUCAUACGCUGUUUGAAUGCGGAAGAACCGGGUAACACAUCUUUAAAAACCAAAACACAGCAAGGCAAGGUGGCUCAAGUCUAUAAUCCCAGCAUUCAGGAAGGCAAGGCAGAAAUACUGCAAGUUCAAGGCCAGCAUCAGCUAACAGUGUGAAUGCCUGUCUCAAAACUACACAAGCGCAUACACAUCACACGCACACAUGUACGCACACGUGCACACACACCACACCACACCACACCACACCACACACACACGUACACUACACAGACGCACACGUGCACACACAGGCCAGUGUAGACAACAGUGUAGGACAGUAGAGGACAAUGGGGUGGAAUUGCCUUAUUAGAGGCCUAGUUUAUAGUUCUCAGUCAUUGCUUCUCAUGUUUGCAGGAAGUUGUUGUAAAACCAACUUAGCAACACGGAAAAAUGCCAGUUUUAGGAGUUCAUGGAAUAGUUACUACAGGGUUUACGUCAUGUCUACUGUGUUUGUGUAGCAGAAAUAAGGAACGAGCAUCCGCUAUCUGGGCUACUUAAGCUACUGAGGCAGGAAGGUGAUCACUUGAGUGCUGGUGGUGAUGUCAGCCUGGGCAACACAGUGACAUCCCACAUUAAUUAAAAAAAAAAAGGUUUUAGCAAAAUUAGCCUGAGUCUGUUAGGUAGAUCUAGAUUUCACCUAGCUUAAAAUGAAAGCUGCAUCCCCAGAAAUGUGACCAGCUGACACCAAUUUCCAAGAAGGUCCUUCCGCAUUCAACAGCUUAGAAGCCAUCAUCACAAAGUAGCUUUCUUCCCCUCUUUUAAGUUUUGGAUUUUUGUUGUUGUGUUGUGUUGUGUCUGCCUUAUCAGCUGCUUUCAGCUCAACCUGUUUCAGUUGUGGCAUGAGGUGAAAGAUAAAACAGACCACUGUGCUGUGGGUGGCGGGAAUAGACAAGGGACACCACCAGCAACCGCCUGCCUCUCUUUGCUUUCCCUGGGCCUGCGUGGUUUUGCCUUAUGGGUCAGCUCCAGCUGCUUUCUGGUGUUCAUUUAGAACAUACCGGUUGUGGAAGCAAAGAGGUCUGUCCAUACCGUGUAAGACUCAAAGUCAAGCCUCUGGCAAGACUGCACUUUAAGGGACUUGGCCUCUGUGUGACAAAACUUGAAACUCCAAAUGCCGUCUUAGCCUGGAGUUUUACAAGCCUUCUCUCGGCACGGGCUGUGCUGCUCCUUUAGGGAACUGCUGGCCACUGCAAAGCUCCAUCUUGGUUUAGAUUGCUUCGCCUUACUUACGCAUGUUUCUUUGAUCUAGAAGAGACUUCCUUUGAACCAGAUAAGGGAGUGUGUUUCUGUAAUCCCACACCAGGAAGUGGAGGCAGAAAGAUCAUGUGUUCAAAAAAGACCUGAGACAGGAGGCCCUGUGUCAAAACAAACAUACAAACAACGAAAAUGGUCAAGGGAGUGCAUUUGGGGUAUUGGUAUGUAGAGGAUAUUCCUCAAAGUGCCAAACGAGAGCCAUUUUACCUAAUGCAUUUUGAACAGAGAAUCUACUUUCUUAUUAGGCAUUAACAAAAUAAUAGUAUUAUGCCUGGGUGAUUUCUUAAUGAGAUGCAGUCAUUCAGUAUUGGUGUUAGUGGAAUGGAUUUUAUUAGUAUAUUAAUCUAACUUUUCUAACUUUAGUAAGAAAAGUGUAGGAUUUUGAAGUGCCAUGGGACAGCCGACAUUGAUGUUGUCAGUCUUUGUUUGAGAGAGAUUCUCUCCAUGUCUGUUUAUCCUGUGAGUGAGGCUCUGUGCUGUAGCAUUUAUUGAGGGUAUUCUCCCUCACUCCUCCAUUUACCCUUUUAAGUUAGACAUUGUUGCCUUCAUGUUUCAGGUAGGGAGACUAGGUCUGAGCAAAUGCAAUGUUCUUCAGGUUGAAGCACCUGCUGGAACUACCAUGUACCAUACAGCCCAUUUCUCCAGUGCUCAAACCCCUUGCCUAUCUGCCCAGACUUCCUUUUCAGAGGCCUUAUGUUCAGUCUUUGCUCCAGGCUGUGCUAAAACCUUAUGGUUAUUUUGUUGUUGUUCUUGUUUUAUUGGCUGGAGAGGUCAGGACCAUCAUCAUCCAUUUUAUAGAUGAUCAACCAAUCAUAAAUCGGUUGGUUCAUCACAUGCUCAAAACAGCCCAGGUACUAAGCAGGAGGCCUUGCCACAUGGCUUUAAUUUCCAUCUGUUUUGAUUGUUGAUUUGUUUUGAGACAAGGUCAAGCUCUUGAUCCUGCACUUCCUAUGUGGGAUCACAGGCACACAGACCCAUACUCGGUAUGAUAACACCUUAGAAGAUGAAUCUCGGUUGUUCUCUGUCUUUGGUAUUCCUUGGCUGACAAGAAAGCAAGAAUGCCCAUGGGGCACGACAUCCUUCUUGCUGCUCACCUCCAAAUGCCCUUUGCCUUGAACCCUGAAUCCUAUCAUUUCCCUGUAGCCAAACUCAACACCACAGGAGCCCCUCUCUGUCAGGGAGGGAGGGACGAACAGUUCAGCUGUUUUCUUAUUUGGUUCUUCUCAUUCCCAGUUUAAAGUCCAAGUGCCGGAGGGGGAAACUUUUUAUAAGACAGGGUGUUGGUCAUAGUGCAUGCCUUUAAUCCCAGCACUCUGGAGGCAGAGUCAAGCACAGGUAGAUCUCUAUGAGUUUGAGGCCAGACUGGUCUACAGAGUGAGUUCCAGGACAUCCAGGGCUACACAGAGAAACCCUAUCUCAAAAGCACAAAAAGAAAAAGAAAAAAGAAAAAAAAAUGUAGCGUGGGCUGUGCUCAAACUAAUACUCCUGCCUCAAG